CCCCAAAUCAAACAUCCCCUAACAGAAAACCGAAACCCUGGAAACUCCGUCUUCACUACUCACUAGCUUGAGGAUGGCAGCCAUGGCCGAGGAGCUUCAAGAGAGACAAAGAGGUCCAAUUUUCUCGGAUAUUCGUCGUUAUUACUGCCAAUUUUGUGGUAUUUGCAGAUCCAAAAAGUCGCUCAUCAACUCUCAUAUUCUCUCUCAUCACCAGGAGGAGAUGAGAGAAGUUGAAGGCGAGGAGGAAAAGGAGGGGCAAAAGUGUAAUAAUAACACAUGUGAAGAAUGUGGUGCUACUUUCAAAAAGCCUGCUCAUUUGAAGCAACAUAUGCUUAGCCACUCACUUGAGAGGUCCUUUGUUUGUCCAAUAAAUGACUGCAAUGCGAGUUAUAGAAGGAAAGAUCACUUAAACCGCCACCUUCUUCAACACAAAGGGAAGCUGUUUAAGUGUCCUAUAGAAAAUUGUAGUAGUGAGUUCUCUGUUCAAGGGAACAUUAGUAGACACUUGAAGGAAUUUCAUGGUGAUAAUAAGCCUGAAAAUGAUAGUGGAAAGGGACAAAUCAAACGUGUUUGUGAGGAAAUUGGGUGCGGGAAGGAGUUUAAAUAUGCAUCUCAGUUACGGAAGCAUGCUGAAUCCCAUGUGUUGGAGUCUUCAGAAUCAUUUUGUGCUGAUCCUAGCUGUAUGAAGCCGUUUUCAAAUGUCGAGUGUCUCAAGGCUCAUAUCAGAUCCUGUCACCAAUAUGUAAACUGUGAGGUGUGUGGUUCUAAGCAUCUAAAGAAAAACUACAAACGUCACCUCUUAACUCAUGGGGAGCACCUACCCACCGUACUGAAAUGCAGUUUCGAGGGUUGUGACCACUCAUUUACCACAAAAUCAAAUAUGCAGCAGCAUGUAAAGGCAGUGCAUUUACAACUGAGACCCUUCAUUUGCAGCAUCCCUGGUUGCGGCAUGAAAUUUGCUUUCAAGCAUGUAAGGGAUAACCAUGAGAAAACUGGCCGCCAUGUUCAUGUGCAUGGGGAUCUUGAGGAGUUUGAUGAGCAAUUCAGAUCCAGGCCUCGUGGUGGACGUAAAAGAAAGGUUCCAUGUGUAGAGAUGCUGAUGCGCAAAAGAAUCAGCCCGCCUAAUCACUGUGAUGGUGUUCUUGAUGAUAGCUCAGAGUUUCUCUCAUGGUUGCUUUCAGAUGAUAGUUGAUUGACUUCAAACAGGGGCAGAAUCGGUAUAUUAAUAGAUUGUAGGUUCAAGUUAACUGGACUUCUAGAGGUAGGGGGUAUAGAAGGGUACAUUGAUAGAGAUCAUGUGAGUUGUAUAUUAGGCUACUUUAGUAAGUUUUUUGACCGUUGGAUGGUUAUUUGGGGAGAGCUGAAUGUUUGAUAAUUGGUGUAUUUAUGUUAAUGUUAAUGCGUUCACUUAACCCAAUUAUAUGCAGGAUUUAUUCAUUUAUUUAUUUAGUUAUUCUGUAUAAAGAUACUAAGUUUUUAUGGGUAUCAUUUUUCAUCAAGGACAAA
Molecule: messenger RNA, 1506 nt
Organism: Spinacia oleracea (spinach)
Lineage: Eukaryota; Viridiplantae; Streptophyta; Magnoliopsida; Caryophyllales; Amaranthaceae
Product: transcription factor IIIA-like
Exons: 6
Coding region: 74-1192 (372 amino acids)
Biological process (GO): regulation of transcription by RNA polymerase II
Cellular component (GO): nucleolus; nucleus
Molecular function (GO): 5S rDNA binding; DNA-binding transcription factor activity
Source: RefSeq, a predicted model, not a curated record